Messenger RNA from Pistacia vera, 672 nucleotides. RefSeq lists its product as uncharacterized. The transcript has a single exon. The record is from RefSeq and is a predicted model, not a curated record. NCBI's taxonomy places the organism in Eukaryota, Viridiplantae, Streptophyta, Magnoliopsida, Sapindales, Anacardiaceae. Bases 1 to 672 code for a protein of 223 amino acids.
AUGGCUUCCGAAGAUAAAACACCCACCCGAGAAAACCUCAUCCCACCUUUGAUUGAGCUAGUACCAAAGGCUUCCAAAGAUCAAAAACCCCCUAUCAAUCGCAACCCAAAAGACCCUGCUAGUCCUUUUUUUCUCAACCCGAAUGAUGGUCCAGGAACACUACUCACCAACCAUCCUCUCACCCCUGAAAACUACAACUCUUGGGCACGUACCGUGCGCCGUUCACUCCGAAUAAAAAAGAAACUGGGUUUCAUUGAUGGUACUCUUCUUGAACCCUCCUCCACUGAUGCCUCGUUAGAACCAUGGCUUGAAUGCAAUGACAUGGUUGUAACCUGGCUUCAAAAUGCACUGUCUCUUGAGAUAAAAAACAGCGUUGUUUAUGUUGAGACUGCCAAUGAACUAUGGCUUGAACUCGAACAACAUUUUGCCCAAAACAAUGGGCCAAGAAUCUUUGAAUUAAAGCAAUCCAUUCACAAUAUUAACCAAGGUGAUGAUUCCGUCAGCCUUUGCUUCUCUAAGUUAAAAAGUUUAUUUGAUGAACUUCUCAAUUUUGAAUUUAUUCCAUCAUGUACAUGUGGUGCCAUGAAACCUAUGCUUGAGAACCAACAAUGUGACUGGAUGAUGAAAUUCCUCAUGGGGCUCAAUAAUUCCUUCAGCAACAUCAAAGCUUAG